Molecule: messenger RNA, 2508 nt
Organism: Helianthus annuus (common sunflower)
Lineage: Eukaryota; Viridiplantae; Streptophyta; Magnoliopsida; Asterales; Asteraceae
Product: protein FAR1-RELATED SEQUENCE 5-like
Exons: 7
Coding region: 1-2508 (835 amino acids)
Biological process (GO): regulation of DNA-templated transcription
Source: RefSeq, a predicted model, not a curated record
AUGCUUUAUAUUCUGGAGGUUGAAGCAUCAGCUACACCUGUGGUUGGAAUGCAAUUUAGUUCUCUCGAACAAGCAUAUGUGUUUUACCAAACAUACGCUAAGUUAGCUGGUUUUUCUACCUGCAAAGGUGGUGAAGUACAGAGUGGUGAUAUAAUCAAAACUAAGUAUUAUGUUUGCUCUAUAGAUGGACAUAAGCCAUUGUUUAUUGAUGAUGCUUAUUCGAAGUCAGAAAAGCCAUACAAUUCAAGGAACAAAGUGACCAUUAGAACUAGGUGCAAAGCUCAACUUAUGAUUUGUUUGGUGGAUGGUAGAUCAUAUACAGUCAAGAAAUUUGUUGAUGGUCAUAAUCAUAAGUUUGUAUGUCCACACGAUAUUCAUAUGUUGCCAGCUUACAGGCAAUUGUCUGAAGUCCAAGUGGAAAUGAUAUGGGAACUAGAUACUCUAAACCUUGGCCCUAUAAAAGCUUUUCAUAUAAUGAGGAAACGAUACGGUGGUUUUGAGAAUGUUGGUGCCAUGGUCGAUAAUUGCAAAAACUUUAGAACUCGAAUUAAUAGCUAUAUAGGAGAAUAUGACGCUAACAUGGUGAUCAAUAGGCUGACUGACAAAAAAGAAUAUUUAGUUGACUUUUCUUUUGAAUAUAUUCUGUUGAUGAGGACAAACGGUUACCCGGUUUGUUCUGGGUCGAUGGUUAUGCAAGCGUAUAAGAUGGUGUUUUUUCCGUUCACUGGGAUUGACAACCACUGUCAAAAUGUAGCCCUUGGAGCUGGGUUGUUGGCAUCGGAGAGCAUUGACUCUUAUAAAUGGCUUCUCAAUUCAUUUGUAAAGUCAUUUGAACGGCAGCCAAAGGUUGUAGUGACAAACCAAGACCCUGCGAUGAAACAGGCCAUCGAGGGUGUUUUUACUACUAGCAGACACAGAUUGUGCAUGUGGCACAUAAUGAAAAAAGUGGCAGAUAAGGUUGGACACGAGUUGUGCAACAAUGAGGAGUUUAAAAAGAAGAUGUGCGAUAUUGUAUGGACCGAUUCCAUUGAGCCAGAAGUAUUUGAGAGACAGUGGAAGUUGGUAAUGAUUGAUUUCGGUCUUACACAAAAUAAAUGGAUUGAUGAUAUGUUUGUGAUGAGAUCCAUGUGGAUUCCGGCUUUUUACUGGCACGAGCCAGUGUCUGGACUUAUGAGAACAACUUCAAGAUCAGAGAGUGAAAACCAUUUUUUUUGCCAGGUGGCUAAUUUACAACUCACUCUUGUAGAGUUUAUGAAUCAUUUUGACGGUUCGAUGGAUGUCCAAAGGUUCAAUCAUAGAAAGAAUGAUCAUAUUUCAAUAUAUACUGAGCCUAAUAAUUGGAGCAAAACUACUUUGAAAGCAGAUGCUGCUAAGAUAUACACCAGGUCUAUAUUCUUCGAUCAGCAGACAGAGAUUUAUGGAACUAUUAGCGAAUGUCUGCCGAUGGACACCAAAAUCGAGGUUGACCAGUUAAGGAUAUCAUUGAAAGACUUUAAAGCUCAUGGAGAAGGGUUUUUAGAGGUCGAUGCUAAGGAUGAGCAAUACAAGGCUAAACAGAUUGCUUGCGAAAUUAUGUAUACAGGGGAGUAUCUGGUUAACAAUUUGAUUACUGACCUUGAUCAGCUCGUUUUAGUCAGGGAUCAAAUGAAGGAGAUUAAAGAAAAAGUGGACCAGAGUCGUAUGCCGCUUGAUCCAAAGUUUGACCGGUUUUCAAAGUUGAUUGGUUAUCAACAACCAGUAACCAAUGCACCUCCUACUGUCUGUUUCUCAACUGGUAUAAGGAACAAAGGUCAUGGCUCGCGUAAGAGGAUUAAAUCAAAGAAGGAACAAAUGAUCAGUCGGAAAGGGAAGAGGACAAGGACAUGUAGUGUAUGCAAUGAAAAAGGUCACAAUAUUCAGACUUACGAGAUACUGAAAGGUAAAAAACAAAAGAAGAUGAAGGGAGUCCAGAUUGAAAAAGAUCUCAGCCACGAAGUCAAUGAAGUCGAAGACGAAGUUGAUGAAGAGGAAGAUGAGUUCGAAUAUUAUAGUGGAAGGAGUGAUGAUAGCAGUGAAGAAGAUGUUUGGGAAGAGAUCGGAGCCCUAGCUCUCAUCGCCAUCACCUUCUUCACCACCAGACUGUUGGACCAAUCACUCACACCUUCCACUUCACACUUCAACCAAUUCCAAUCCGACGUCGUUCGCUUCUCCGGCAACGACGACGGUCCCGUACGGUGGCCCCGCCGUGGAUACGGUGAUGAGAUCGAUCUCAAGAUCUAUGUUUACGAUGACAAUGAAAUUGACGGCGUUAAAGAGCUGUUGUACGGACGUGACGGUAAGAUAACGCCGGAAGCGUGUCUCAAAGGCCAAUGGGGCACUCAAAUAGAUGACUCUGGAUUAGCUUCAUAUGUUGCAGGACAAGUUGACAGGUCUCUUAGUUGGAAAGAUAUGCAGUGGCUCAAAUCAAUAACCCCAUUACCGGGUGGAUUCUCCGUUCUCGGAACUCAGUGGCACAGGUUAAAUACCUGA